This is a messenger RNA of Gambusia affinis (western mosquitofish), 2764 nucleotides long. Its product is annotated as gastrula zinc finger protein XlCGF57.1-like. Gene Ontology annotation, cellular component: nucleus. NCBI's taxonomy places the organism in Eukaryota, Metazoa, Chordata, Actinopteri, Cyprinodontiformes, Poeciliidae. The transcript has 3 exons. The coding region runs from base 458 to 1966 and encodes 502 amino acids. The record is from RefSeq and is a predicted model, not a curated record. Gene Ontology annotation, biological process: regulation of transcription by RNA polymerase II; central nervous system development. Gene Ontology annotation, molecular function: DNA-binding transcription factor activity, RNA polymerase II-specific; RNA polymerase II cis-regulatory region sequence-specific DNA binding.
GUAGCAAUGUUAUCUUAAAUGGUUUUGUUUUGAGAGAAAAUGUCAGGAAUUGUGUAUAUAAAAGGGGCGUAAUUGGUGUCUGAGUCUCUUCUUGACUGUCGUGCUGAGGAUAUUCCGCGUACAUGUUUGCAUCAAGUCCUUCUGGUUAUAUCUCUCCGAUGUUUGCGGUAAAUAAUGCCGUUGUUUUCUAUUAGCAAAAUUGACUGUUAGCCACCGUGGAGCUAAAGCAGCUAACAACAGAGACUUAAAUCGGCGUUUUAGAGGUCGAAGCAUUCAAAUGUUAAUGGUUUGACGCUAGAAAGCAAACCUACACUGGGGGGUUUGUGACAUUGUGGGGAAGCCUUGUUGUCCAGCUGAGGGAAGUUACAGAGUGGAUCCAGAACUACUGACCAAGAACAUGUGAAGGUUGUAAACAAGGAUUGUGAGAAGGAAAAGGAGACUUCAGAGAGGAGCGAGGAUGACUGAGAUGAUGAAGGUCGAAGCAGAUGAACCUGGAGGGUUCAGCUUGGAGCCCUCCAUGCCUGCAGCGUCCACAUCAGAACUGGGGCAGGAGACACAAGAUAGCAAAGAUCUCAUUCAUCAGAUGUUCAAAAUUAAAGUGGUUCCUCAUGAGUGGAACCCUAGUUUGGACCCAGAUCCUCACAUAAAGGAAGAGGAGGAGGAGGAACUGUGGAUCUGUCAGGAGGCAGAGCAGUUUACUGUGAAGAAAGAAAAUGAAGAGAAACAUCAGUUAUCAGAGGUACAAGUGAUCAAAAUUGAUGACUACAGAAAGACAGAACCACCAAACAGCAGUUUGACUAACCACAUGACACAAACUGAUCAACAGGACUGUGGAAUAUCAGAACUGGACAGAAACCCUGAUCCAGUGUGUUCUUCUCAACAAAGUAAAAUGAAAGUUCACAAAAAUGGUAAAAUAUCUCAAUUGUGUUCCACAAACUCGGUUAAAGUGGGAGUUGAUGCAGGAGAGAGGCCGUUUGAUUGCAAUGUUUGCGGCAAAAGGUUCAAACGCAAGUCUCAUGUUAAAUUACACUUGAUGACACAUACUGCAAAUAGAGAGCAUAACUGUGAUAUUUGUAGUAAAGGAUUCAGACAGAAGAGUUCUCUUCAGACACAUAUGAGACGUCACACUGGAGAGAGACCGUUCGCCUGUGACCAUUGUGGCAAAAGAUUUUAUGCAAAGAAGUUUCUUACUACUCACAUGAAGGUCCAUUCAGGAGAAAAACCCUUUCCCUGUGAUGUUUGUGGUACAAGAUUUAGGGUAAAGGAAAGUCUUAAAAUUCACAUGUGGAUCCACACCACAGAGAAACCAUUCGUUUGCAAUAUUUGCAGUAAAGGGUUUUCGCAAAAAGAGAGUCUAAAAAGUCAUUUGCGUGUUCACACAGGAGAAAAACCAUUCAUUUGUUCUCUUUGUAGUAAAGGGUUUUCACGACAACAAAGUCUAAAGAGUCACAUGCAUGUUCACACAAGAGAGAAACCUUUUGUUUGUAGUGUUUGCACUAAGGGAUUUUCACAAAAGGAAAGCCUAAAAACUCAUAUGCGUGUUCACACAGGUGAAAAACCAUUUAUUUGUAGUAUCUGCAGUCAAGGGUUUUCACUAAAAGAGAGCCUGAAAACUCACAUGCGUGUUCACACAGGUGAGAAACCGUUUACUUGUGAUGUCUGCAGUAAAGGAUUUUCACUAAAAGAGAGUCUAAAGAGUCACAAGCGUGUUCACACAGGGGAAAAACCUUUUACCUGUAGUGUUUGUAGUAAGGGAUUUUCACAUUCUGGGGGUCUGAAAACACACAUGGCUGUUCACACUGCACAAUUUAGCUGUAGUGAGUGUGGCAAAUGUUUUGUAAAGGAGUUACAGAUGGAACGACACAUGAGGCUGCACUCUGAGGAGAGGCCAUAUGGUUGUGAUGUCUGUAAAAACAGAUUUAAACACAAGUGUCAUCUUGAAAGUCACAUGAAACUCCAUUCAUGAGAGAAACCAUCUGUGUUUACCGUUUCCUGUGAAGCAUUUUCUCAAGAUAUUCUCCAGAAACGCAUAAAUGUUACUGAUGGCUGCAAAUAAUUUUUAUAACCAUAGUCAACUAUGGUGGUCAAUAUCAUGAAAAAAAAAGAAAAAGAUUUUGCUUUUAAGAUCAAGAUUUUAUUUUGAUUUGCUUACAUUAACAAUAUGUAAGCUAUGUUACAUGUUAUGUUAAAUAUGUAUGUUACAUUAAAAAUAUGUAAUAUAUGUUUAAAAAAUACAAAAUUUAUUCUAUUUUAAUUAAAUUAUGUCAAGCUCAAUAGACAUUUAAGCAACAUGAAAAUUUUAUAUUAUGUUUAUUGUCCCCAAAUUAAUCUUAGUGUCCGGUUCAACUUCAGCAUCAAAGUUAUUACUAGUUUCACUUGUAGUAGUUUUAAUAUUUUCCAUGACAUUCUCACCAACACAAUUAUAAUGCCUUCUGUGUUGAAUGAUGUUGGGGAUGAAUUACAGCCUGAAACAUGGACACACAUUUCGCCCAGCAAUCAAACUGUUGAUCAGUUUCUCUUCAUAAAGAAAAUUGAUCACCUGUACCUACACUGUUUGUAGUUUAAAUUGGUUUUAUGCUAUUCCAAGUUCAGGGCACUUUAGGCCUGGACAGCUCCUUAUUGUGAAGGUUUGCUGUGUUGACAUGAAUAGAGGCAUAAACCCACAUGUUGUUGCUUUAACGGACCGGUGGUCAGUGAUAUUUCUAUCAGUUGCUUUUUAUGGGUUCCUCUUCUGUUCUCAGUUGUAAUAAACAUUUUUACUUUA